Aegilops tauschii subsp. strangulata is the source of this 786-nucleotide messenger RNA. Lineage: Eukaryota; Viridiplantae; Streptophyta; Magnoliopsida; Poales; Poaceae. The record is from RefSeq and is a predicted model, not a curated record.
AUGCCGUACCCCGUCGUCACCGUCCCCACCCGUCGACGGCAUUCGCCUCCUCGACCCCUCCCCCUCGACGGACUCCGUCAACCCUCGCCGCCGUACCCCUGCAUCGGGGGUGAGCCCGUGCGUGGCCACCUGUCGCCCGUGCGUGGCCACGCGCCCGCGCUGUCCCCGUCGCGGUCACCAUCCCCUCCUAGCUCCAGCGCGCGCACCACACCAGCCGUCCCCGCGUCGUCCCGCUCCUCGCGCCCACCAUCGCGGUGCCCGCCCGCCUGCCUCGCGCCCCAGCCACUGCCGUCCGCGGCCACCUCCACCCGCGCCCGACCUCGGCAACCGCCGCGCCUGCCUUACUCCUCGCACCGGCCGCGGCCUCGCCUAGCGCCGCCCUUGGCCGCCGGCGCCCUGCUGUUGGCCUGGGCAAGGGCCCCGAUGGGCUGGCGCCCGUCGCCCUCGAACGACACGGCGAGCGGCGCCGCCGCCUCGAACACGACGAUUUGCAUCCUUCUGGCUGGUCAGAAAGGCGCCCUCGUGGUGGUGCUCACGAGCCAGUACGUGGUCGUGCACGACGCGGACGCCGGCGCCGGCGCCGGGGACGCCUACUCUCGGUGGGCGACACUGAGCGUGAGUGCCCCGGCCAGUGCUACGAAGAAAUGGGCUCGAACGCCCCGGUUCCAUUGCAUGCAACGAAACCACCAAACAUGUUUUGUUUUGGAGCUACAAGACGCGCGGGGAAAAACAGCAGAGACGCUGCCCCAGCAAAAUGAAAACACCACACAGUCUACGCUCCCUUAA